Molecule: messenger RNA, 2784 nt
Organism: Pestalotiopsis fici W106-1
Lineage: Eukaryota; Fungi; Ascomycota; Sordariomycetes; Amphisphaeriales; Sporocadaceae
Exons: 3
Coding region: 1-2784 (927 amino acids)
Biological process (GO): DNA-templated transcription; regulation of DNA-templated transcription
Molecular function (GO): zinc ion binding; DNA-binding transcription factor activity, RNA polymerase II-specific; DNA binding
Source: RefSeq, a predicted model, not a curated record
AUGUUGUCAAAUCCUCUUCAGCGGUUCUCGCCUUAUCAUGCAAUUCCGUCGAAUACCUUUCUGGCCAGUGCUCACGUUCAGAACAACCACCUACAUGGUGCCGGAUUAGAUGCCUUCGGCCAUGGCCCGCAAUACAAUGUUCAACAUCUCCAACAACACGUUGGAGUCUCUACGCCUCACCUCUCCAGAGCUCCUCAACCAAAGCAUCGCCAACACCCAUACGGAGCGCCAGUGACCCGGUCGAUCGGCGCUGCCGGGCCUAUUCGACGCAGGAUUAGCAGAGCCUGCGACCAGUGCAACCAAUUGAGGACCAAAUGCGAUGGCCAGCACCCUUGCGCGCAUUGUAUAGAGUUCGGACUAGGUUGUGAGUAUGUCCGCGAGAGAAAGAAGAGAGGCAAAGCGUCCCGAAAAGAUAUCGCUCAGCAGGCUGCUGCUCAAGCUGCAGCGGCACAAAAUGGCCAGAGUUCCCCGGCACCAAAUGAUGAGGAUGGCUCCACCUCUGAGCAGAGGGCGAGCAAUGCAGUAUCAAGACAGGAUCAUGUAUCCAACGCCAGCGAGAAGGCCUUGAACGACAUGGAAGAAGAGAACAUGGAUCAGGGUCAGGCAACUGCCAACCUGGACAGUCUAGCAGAGCUUAGCUCACGCCGACCACACUUGUCUACCAACAUAGCCGCGUACGACAGAGAUCAGCCAGAGAGUCCAUCAUCACUAGACUUGGACGCCUUUGGCACGAUCCGGAAUCCAUAUGAUCGGCAAGACAUCGGUGCACAAAUUCUAGCUGGUCCAAGUCAUCAUCCAUAUGAGCCGAAUCAAGGUGGCAGCCUACAAAGCUACCCGGAUAUACCCUAUGCGCUUCAGACUCAGGGCGCCAGCAACUUCUCGGCCAAUCCUGCUGCAGCAUUCAGGAUUGGGACCAGUCCUAUCAGUGCUUAUCACCUCGGAGGACAGCCCGAAUCACCAGGAUGGCUACCGAUGCCUUCACCACCGCCCCAAUAUCAAUCCUAUGUCCCACAGCCACAAGUGAACUAUCAGCAGCAGUCAAGAUACCCAGUUCUCAACCCUCUGAUACCGCACCUUGGAAACAUCAUUCCAGUUGCUUUGGCUUGCGACCUGAUCGAUCUAUACUUUGCAAGCUCCUCAUCGGCUCAUGCCCACCCAAUGUCCCCAUAUGUCCUUGGCUUUGUCUUCAGAAAACGAUCAUUCCUCCAUCCGAGCAAGCCACGUCACUGCCAACCUGCGCUCCUUGCUAGCAUGCUAUGGGUUGCAGCUCAAACAAGUGACGCCCAAUUCUUGACGACUGUUCCAUCUGCCCGGGGAAAGAUUUGCCAAAAGCUUCUGGAGCUGACUGUCAAUUUGUUGAAGCCCCUGAUCCACACUCCCUCUGGAGAAACUUCCCCGCUUGCCAGUCCCGCGUUGGACAGCGUAGCACUGGGAGGACUCGGCGUGGCCUUGCCUGGGACCACCUGCUUGGAUAAUGUGACAGGGGAACCUGGCACUUUUGGCGCAGCAGGAACUCUGGAUGAUGUUGUAACUUAUAUUCACUUGGCUACGGUCGUAUCGGCAAGCGAGUACAAGGGCGCCAGCCUAAGAUGGUGGAACGCGGCAUGGUCACUCGCCCGGGAGUUGAAACUAGGCCGCGAAUUGCCGCAGCGACCGCCCCAGGCAAAUGACAUGCAGGACGAUAUUGUGGAUGUCAUCAAUAACGAGGCUGGUAUUGUCAGUGAGGAAGAACGAGAAGAGCGGAGACGGAUCUGGUGGCUGACCUACACCAUGGAUCGACAUCUAGCACUCUGCUACAACCGGCCGCUGUUUCUCCUAGAUAUCGAAUGCGAAGGUCUACUGCAGCCAAUGGACGACACCGAGUGGCAGAAUGGCAACUUUGGUUCAGGCACAACUGACCCAUCAUUAGUAGAAGAAAGGGUGCGAGGACCACACUUUGAAUGCACUGGGCAUUCCAUUUUCGGUUACUUUCUCCCAUUAAUGACAAUUUUGGGAGAGAUUGUCGAUCUUCACCAUGCACGGAACCACCCUCGAUUUGGAAUCACCUUCCGAUCGGCGCCUGAAUGGGACGGGCAGAUGGCCGAGAUAACCCGCCACCUCGAGGCUUAUGAAGAGUCGCUCAAGAAGUUUGAGCAGCAGCAUUUUCACGCGCACGACGAGGACAAGAGCGAGCCUUCAAUAACCUUGGAGAUGCCUGGAGAGCUCGACCAUAUUGGAUCCCCCUCGGCACGGUCCGUUCGGACAAAUUCAUCACGCAUGACCGAGUCUGAUAUACAGACGAGAAUAGUGACAUCCUAUGGUACUCAUGUCAUGCAUGUGUUGCAUAUUUUGCUCGCUGGAAAGUGGGAUCCAAUAAAUCUCUUGGACGACAACGACUUGUGGAUUUCAUCCCAAGGUUUCAUCACAGCGACUGGACAUGCAGUUUCUGCGGCCGAAGCUAUUGGUAACAUUCUCGAGUUCGACCCCGGACUGGAGUUUAUGCCAUUCUUCUACGGCAUCUACCUGCUACAAGGCUCGUUUCUACUUCUGCUCAUUGCAGACAAGCUUCAAUCAGAGGCUUCCGCCAGUGUCGUCCGGGCAUGCGAAACCAUCAUCAGAGCGCACGAGGCAUGCGUAGUCACGUUGAGUACAGAGUAUCAGCGCAACUUUAGCAGAGUAAUGCGUAGUGCUCUCGCCCAGGUCCGUGGUCGAGUGCCAGAGGACCUUGGAGAGCAGCACCAGAGACGGCGGGAGCUUUUGGCGCUGUAUCGCUGGACAGGCGAUGGCACUGGGCUAGCUCUUUAA